Molecule: messenger RNA, 2052 nt
Organism: Doryrhamphus excisus (bluestripe pipefish)
Lineage: Eukaryota; Metazoa; Chordata; Actinopteri; Syngnathiformes; Syngnathidae
Gene: ucp1
Product: uncoupling protein 1
Biological process (GO): transmembrane transport
Source: RefSeq, a predicted model, not a curated record
UACAGUAACGCCUCUCGUGUGUCAUAAAGAAGCCGGCCAGCCAGAAAAUAUAUAAAUACAGAGCAAAAACACCAAGACGUCCUUCCGUGCCGCGUGGACGCCUUUUAUGGAUUAUUAUCCAAUCCUGCCUGGUUGACACCCAAGGGUCCGAAUCAUAAAGCAUAUUUAGGAGAAGAUGGUGGGUCUCAAACCCUCAGACGUCCCCCCACCUCUUGGUGUAAAGAUGGCAAGCGCAGGAGCGGCAGCUUGCAUCGCCGACAUCGUCACGUUCCCUCUGGACACGGCCAAAGUCAGACUGCAGAUCCAAGGCGAGAAGGCGGUGGAGGCAGCCAAGAACAUCCGCUACAGAGGCGUGUUCGGCACCAUCAGCACCAUGAUCCGCACCGAGGGGCCCAGGGCGCUGUACAACGGCCUGGUGGCGGGUCUGCAGAGGCAAGUGUGUUUUGCCUCCGUUCGGAUCGGACUCUACGACAACGUCAGGGACUUCUACACUGGAGGGGCACACAAUCCGGGAGUGUUGGUGCGUAUCCUGGCCGGCUGCACGACGGGCGCCAUGGCGGUGUCCUUCGCUCAGCCCACAGACGUGGUGAAGGUGAGGUUCCAAGCUCAGAUGAACCUGGACGGCAUGGCGCGGCGCUACAGUGGAACCAUGCAGGCCUACAAACACAUCUUCCAGAACGAGGGCCUGCGAGGACUCUGGAAAGGAACGCUUCCCAACAUCACGAGGAACGCGCUGGUCAACUGCACAGAGCUGGUAACCUAUGACCUCAUCAAAGAGGCCAUCCUGCGACACAAGCUCAUGUCAGACAAUCUUCCGUGUCACUUCGUGUCCGCCUUCGGAGCCGGCUUCGUUACCACGGUGAUCGCCUCCCCGGUCGACGUGGUGAAGACCAGGUACAUGAACUCACCGCCGGGUCAGUACAGGAGCGCUAUCAACUGCGCCUGGACCAUGCUCACCAAAGAGGGGCCCACGGCUUUCUACAAGGGAUUUGUGCCAUCCUUCCUGAGACUGGGCUCAUGGAACAUUGUGAUGUUCGUGUCCUUUGAGCAAAUAAAACGAGGCAUGAUGGUCACCAAGAAGAGGUUUGAGGCCACUAACUGAGCAGGAACGCACCGAGCACUGUAUUAGGUACACUUGCUAAUAAGUCCUCUUAAAUAUACAGUAUAUGAGGCCAUCCCACAGCAGUGUGUGACUGCAAUAGAUUUGGACUGAUAUGAAUUUAACAUGGGGGCUGCAUUUUGCAUUUACAUAAACAUUUUUUUUUUUACUGACUGAUGUUCCAUCGUGCAGGUGUGCCUGAUGCUUAAGUGUGAAGAAGAAAAACUGCACUUUUAACAAGACAAACGAGACAAUAUUGACUCUUGAAGCAGCUGAAGUACUCAUGGUGCCCUAUGGUGUAAUGUACUACAUGUUUAUAUGCAUCCUACAUAUAUCAAUACAUAUAUUUAACCUGUUCUUAUUAUUCUAAGUUUAGACAGCAAACAUAUGUGUGUGUGUGUGUGUGUGUGUUUAAUGGUUAAAGUCACACAUCAAACAAGCAUUUGUCACAUUAUUAAGGACAUAAAUAUCAAAAUCCUGAGCUGAACGUAAAGUGUUAACGUGAUUUAACAUUUUUCCAAGAGUCUUUGGACCACCGCAGCAAGUCGGCUGCUGGCUUGUUGAAAGAGCUCAAAUCGUCACAAACCACUCCCCGAAGAGGUUUGUGUUUCCUUCCCGGUGCUAAGCGUUAGUUGUUAGCUGGAUUAGAGCACGAGAGACACAUUGGGGUCCUUCAACUGGGUCUGGACCAAAUUAUGGAAUUUUUCUCUGUACUGAUUGAACAGCAUGAUGCUUUCGGGUUCCUCUGCGAUCCAGAAUUUGUCAAACUCGAACGCCAGGUAGCCUGGAAGACAAGACGAGAUGCUGUGUUAUUGUUUUAUCCAAUAACAAAAACAUAACAAGACAGCAUAUGCUGUUGAUCAUGUGACCCCCCCAAAAAAUGAGAUGCCAGAUCGGUGCAGUUUUUCAUAUCACGCAUUGUCUUGAUUGAAUAAAUCGGCUUAUUUCCGUGA